AUACCGCUGAUUAACUCAUAUGAGACACUUCCGGUUCAUUGCCAAUUUUUAAAACCGUUCAUUGUAGUAGCCAAUCAUACGAGAGCUUUCUUGUAAAGCUAACCAAUAGGGAGUAGCGUUAUCUCGAGGCUGCGGUCUUGGUCAGUGGAAAUGUGUAAACGCGAUAGCGUUUGGCAUGGCAGAAAAGUGUUAUGCUGUAUUAAUGUUAGCUAACCCCGUAGACUGUUUAGUAUUUUGAUUAAAUGUUUGUUUACGAUUAAAUUAUUAAGGUUAGAGUGGUUUUAGGGAAAGGAAGGUUUCGUUUUCACAAUGUUUCGGCAAAGCAAUACGUUUUUAUCACAACUGAAGUACUUGAGUGUGCGGGGCCGAGAGGCGUGGAGGCCUAAGACUACAUCAGCUCCUGACCGAGCUAUGCAGUAUGUGAUAGGCCAGAAGAUCCACGGCUUCACCGUCCAAGAGGUAACAGCGGUGCCGGACCUUUUCCUGACAGCGGUAAAACUCGAUCAUGAUGUCACAGGAGCACAGUACCUGCACGCAGCUAGAGAUGACUCCAACAACCUCUUCAGUGUACAGUUCCGUACCACGCCCAUGGACAGUACAGGUGUUCCCCACAUUCUUGAGCACACAGUUCUGUGUGGCUCCCAGCGCUUCCCCUGCAGGGAUCCCUUCUUUAAAAUGCUGAACCGCUCUCUCUCCACGUUUAUGAAUGCCUUCACAGCAAGUGACUACACAAUGUACCCCUUCUCCACUCAAAAUGCCAAAGACUUCCAGAACCUUCUGUCUGUCUACCUGGAUGCUGUCUUCUUCCCAUGUCUUCGAGAACUGGAUUUCUGGCAGGAAGGGUGGCGUCUGGAAAAUGAGAACCCUACAGACCUGUCAUCUUCACUGGUGUUUAAAGGGGUGGUCUUCAAUGAGAUGAAGGGGGCUUUUUCAGAUAAUGAGAGUUUAUAUGCCCAGAAUCUGCAGAAUAAGCUUUUACCCGAUCACACAUACUCGGUGGUAUCAGGUGGAGAACCACUCACCAUACCUGACCUCACCUGGGACCAACUCAAAAACUUUCACUCUACACACUACCAUCCCAGCAAUGCCAGGUUUUUCACAUAUGGAGACCUUCCAUUGGAGAAGCAUCUGAAGCAGAUCCAGGAAGAGGCGCUGUCCAAAUUUUGGAGAACAGAGCCAAACACGGCAGUACCAUCCCAGAUACGCUGGAACAAACCUAGGGAAGCUCACGUGAACUGCGCUCCUGAUGCACUUGCUCCUGACCCAGCGAAACAGAACACGCUGUGUGUGAGCUACCUGCUGGGGGACAUCACAGACACGUAUGAGGCAUUCACUCUGAGUUUCCUCUCUUCUCUCAUGAUUUCUGGCCCCAACUCUCCCUUCUACAAAGCCCUUAUUGAACCCAAGAUUGGCACUGACUUCUCUUCUGCAGUGGGAUACGAUGGCAGUACCCGGGAUGCUUCCUUCAGUGUCGGCCUGCAGGGUAUGGCAGAGGAGGACCUUGAGAGGGUCAAAGGCAUCAUUAGCCAAACCAUAGAUUACAUCAUCGCGACAGGGUUUGAAGAAGAGCGGAUUGAGGCCUUGCUUCAUAAGAUUGAGAUUCAGAUGAAACACCAGUCUGCCAGUUUUGGCCUGGCUCUUGCCUCUUAUAUUGCAUGCUGCUGGAACCAUGACGGCAAUCCAGUACAGUUGCUGAAAAUCACUGAGAACGUCUCCAGAUUCAGACAGUGCCUGCAGGAGAACCCCCGCUAUCUACAGGACAAAGUCCAGCACUACUUUAAGGACAACUCCCACAAGCUGACCCUGUCCAUGAAACCUGAUGAACAGUACCUGGAGAAACAGAUCAAAGCAGAACAGGAGAAACUCCAGCAAAAAAUCCUGGCCCUCAGUGAAACUGACCGUAAAGACAUCUAUGAGAAGGGUUUGCAGCUACUCUCUGAGCAAAGCAAAACUCAGGAUACUUCCUGCUUACCUGAGUUGAAGGUGUCCGACAUCGACUCCACCAUACCCUGCACACCGGUGCAGAUGGGCACUGCAGGAGGAGUGCCGGUUCAGUACUGCGAACAGCCAACUAACGGCAUGGUGUAUUUCCGAGCCAUGUGUAACCUCAACACCCUCCCAGAGGACCUGAAGAUCUACAUCCCCCUCUUCUGCAGUGUUAUAACCAAGUUAGGAUCUGGGGAGCUGGAUUAUCGGCAACAGGCCCAGCAGAUGGAACUGAAGACCGGGGGCAUGUUUGUGACCUCACAGGUCAUACCAGACACUGCCGACCUCGACCUGUACGAACAGGGUGUUCUUCUCACCUCCUCAUGUCUGGAGCGCAACUUGCCUGGAAUGUUCCAGCUGUGGAGUGACAUUUUCAACAGUUCUCGUUUUGAUGACGAGGAGAGACUGAGAGUGCUGGUGAUGAUGGCAGCUCAGGAGCUGUCCAAUGGUAUCUCUUCUUCAGGUCAUAUGUAUGCGAUGACUAGGGCAGCACGAUCUCUCACACCUACUGCUAACCUGCAAGAGACCUUCAGUGGUAUGACUCAGGUGACGUUCAUGAAGAGAAUAGCUGAGAUGACUGAUGUGACGUCAGUUUUAAGAAAGCUUCCCAGAAUAAAGAGGCACCUCCUGAAUGUAGAUAACAUGAGGUGUUCAGUGAACGCUACUCCUCAGAAAAUGGCAGACGUCACAGUAGAGCUGGAGAGGUUUAUGGACAAUAUAGCCUCUACCAGGAAAGAGCGAAAGCCAGUCAGACCAGUUAUUGUUGAGAGGCCAUUGGAUCCUCAUGCACCUGCUGGAUCAGUUGCUAGCCGUAAACUCAUCUCUGAGCCCAAUUUUAAGCCCUGUCAAAUGAAGACAUACUUUGAGCUUCCGUUUCCCGUCAACUUCGCUAGUGAGUGUGUUCGUACAGUCCCUUUCACUCAUGAGGAUUAUGCCAGCCUGUGUGUUCUAGGAAGGCUGAUGACUGCUAAGUUUCUACAUGGAGAAAUCAGAGAGAAGGGUGGAGCCUAUGGGGGUGGAGCAAGAAUGGGGGGAGGUGGCCUGUUUGCUUUUUACUCAUACAGAGACCCAAACUGCUCCCAGACACUGGCAGCAUUUCGGAAAGGUGUCGAGUGGGUAUGCGAUGGGAAGUUCACACAGCAGGACGUGGACGAGGCCAAACUGUCCGUCUUCUCUACUGUGGAUGCCCCAAUAGCUCCCUCAGACAAAGGCUUUGGGCUCUUUGUAAACGGGAUUAGUGACGAGGUGAAACAGGCUCACCGAGAGAGACUCUUCGCUGUGAUGCGCAAAAACCUCAUAGAUGUGGCUGGCCGGUAUCUUGGAUUUGGCCAGAGUACACGUGGAGUGGCAGUUCUGGGUCCAGAGAAUGAGAGCAUCAAGAAAGACCCAUCCUGGGUUGUAAAAUAGACCCAGAAUAGAUUUGUGCUCUGAUUUUAUUUCUGCUUUGAAAACCUUUACUUACUGGAUAAUCAUAUUGCAAAUAUUCCUAGAUUUGCUCUGUGGAAUGCCUCAGAAUCUUUAGCAGUCCAUUACUAGCAUAUAGUCAUAGGUUUGAUUAAUCAGAAGAAAGCCCUGGGUACACCAAAAAGAUGCAAAAGAUUUUUCUUAUGACUGCAAAGCUUUUUUAGGACUUCUGCUUUCAACUUGACCAGUACAAUUAGCCGUAAAUAAAAUUAACAAACAGCACUACACUAACCCCAUCAUUAAUGGGGAUCUAAAUUUUAGUCUCAUUGGCUAUCCUUUAUUCCCAGGGGAAAACAAAGUAUUUUGUAAAUCCAUUUUGCUAAAUGGUGUUUGACAUCACCGUUUAUCCUGAAAUCAGUGUUAUAUUGUCAUGUCAGAUUGAAAUAUUUAUCCAGGUUUUUACACUGUAAACAACCUCUCAACGCACAAGAUGCAAUGUGUUCAUGUGCUAUUACAUACUGAUCUAACUACCUAAACCAGUGGCUGUUACUACCAGUUCCAGUGCUGACUCACAAUGAGCUGCCCCUUUCCUUCUUUUUGCCAGCUCUGACAUGCCUACUUCAUCAGCCAAUCAGCACAGCUGUUCAUGUGUUACAUGUGACAGAGCAGGAAAACCACAGAGUGCAGUGCUGGGACUGAAUAUAAUAGAAAAUAAAUAUUGUUUACCUUGCAUAUUGCAUAUAAUUGGUGGACUCCAUCAAAUUGCUGGGUUUUAACAAGCAUUGCUUAUUGUUCUGGUGGUGUAUUUGUUGAUGGACGUUGAUGACACAAACAUCUUGAAUCCUUUGAGAUUGAUCUGGUUUUCCUACAUGGAUCCAGACUGGAAUGUGUGUUUAGCAAGAUGAGCCAGUUCCGUUGGGUACCAGUUCCAUUUAAGCUGGUAUUAAAAUGAAAAGAUCACAACAUUCUGGGUAAUUUUAUUUUUAACAGGAUUGUUGCCUCAUGGUUAAAUAUACAUACUUUGAAAGAUUUAUAAAAGUGAAGGAAAGUGAAUGACUGCUCUAAUAAAUAACAUUUGCAAAUAAGAA
Messenger RNA from Electrophorus electricus (electric eel), 4478 nucleotides. It is a transcript of the gene pitrm1, whose product is annotated as pitrilysin metallopeptidase 1. Gene Ontology annotation, molecular function: metal ion binding; metalloendopeptidase activity. The record is from RefSeq and is a predicted model, not a curated record. Gene Ontology annotation, biological process: protein processing. Gene Ontology annotation, cellular component: mitochondrial matrix. Lineage: Eukaryota; Metazoa; Chordata; Actinopteri; Gymnotiformes; Gymnotidae.